Molecule: messenger RNA, 1057 nt
Organism: Panicum hallii
Lineage: Eukaryota; Viridiplantae; Streptophyta; Magnoliopsida; Poales; Poaceae
Product: proteasome subunit alpha type-2-like
Exons: 11
Coding region: 161-868 (235 amino acids)
Biological process (GO): ubiquitin-dependent protein catabolic process
Cellular component (GO): proteasome core complex, alpha-subunit complex; proteasome core complex
Source: RefSeq, a predicted model, not a curated record
UCUCCUCCUGCGAUUCGACCUCACAGGCUCCCACCCCGUUUCGUCGUUCUCUUCCUUCUUUUCCGCAGCCGCCUCGCUCCCCUGUGCGCAGCAAAAUCUUGCCGCGAAUCGCCGACGCGAACCCAAUCCAGAGGAGCCGAGAACUGGGUGCUAGCCGGCCAUGGGUGACAGCCAGUACUCCUUCUCCCUCACCACCUUCAGCCCGUCAGGAAAGCUGGUGCAGAUCGAGCACGCGCUUACGGCGGUCGGAUCCGGCCAGACCUCGCUCGGGAUCAAAGCUGCCAAUGGUGUAGUCAUCGCCACUGAGAAGAAAUUGCCUUCUAUCUUAGUGGAUGAAACAUCUGUGCAAAAGAUUCAGGCACUGACACCAAAUAUUGGAGUUGUCUACAGUGGUAUGGGUCCAGAUUUCCGUGUUCUGGUGAGAAAAAGCCGAAAGCAGGCACAGCAAUAUUACCGGUUGUACAAGGAACAUAUACCUGUUACUCAGCUUGUACGAGAGACUGCUGCUGUUAUGCAGGAGUUCACGCAAUCAGGUGGUGUAAGACCAUUUGGAGUAUCGCUGUUGAUCGCUGGGUAUGAUGACAAUGGCCCGCAGCUGUAUCAGGUUGACCCCUCAGGAUCAUAUUUCUCUUGGAAAGCAUCAGCUAUGGGAAAAAAUGUUUCCAAUGCAAAGACGUUUCUUGAAAAGAGAUACACAGAAGAUAUGGAGCUUGAUGAUGCCAUCCACACUGCUAUUUUGACUCUGAAAGAAGGUUAUGAGGGGCAAAUUUCCUCCAACAAUAUUGAAAUUGGAAUUAUUCGAGCUGACCGUGAAUUCAAAGUUCUAAGCCCAUCAGAGAUCAAGGAUUUCUUGGAAGAGGUGGAGUAAACUUCGUCAUGAUUUACUGUGUCAAACAAUGAAGGCAUCACUUAUGAGCAAUCCGCCUGAAGCUUUUCUUUUGGUUUUAUUUGCCACUUACUGUAAACUGAUUUGCUCCAGUGACGUGAUGCUUACAUUUGAACCCCAUGGAUGCAUAUUGUAGACAAGAAAGAUAACCAGCUGGAUGUUCAUGUUGUA